CCGGAGCCAUGACCAGCCUGAAACCCAAAGCAGACAGACAGAGUGAUGAUGCCGACGGCCCAGAUGGAAGCUGGGGCUGGGUGCUGGUCGGCGCCCUCUUCGUCAGCACGGGCCUCGUGUUCGGCCUGAUGCGUAGCUUGGGGAUCUUCUUUGUAGAGUUUGUCGAGUACUUUGAAGAGAGCGCACAGACCAUUUCCUGGAUCUCGUCAACAGGCCUGGCGGCUCAGCAGUUCUUCAGUCCCCUGGGCACAGCGCUGUGUAACGCCUACAAUGCCCGGAUGGUGGUGAUGGCGGGGGGCUGUCUCGCCGGGCUUGGCCUCAUCCUCGCCUCACAGGCCACCUGUGUUCUUCACCUCUACCUCACUAUGGGUCUCAUUUCUGGUUUGGGCUGGGGGCUGGUCUUCACUCCCAUGGUGGCCACAGUCAUGGCUAACUUCACUCGGCAUCGCGCUCUGGCUUUGGGACUGGCGUUCUCCGGUAUCGGCAUCUCCUCUUUCGCUUUCAACCCACUCUUCCAGCUGCUGGUGGAGAUGUAUGCCUGGCGAGGGGCCCUACUGAUUCUGGGGGGGCUCAGCCUCAAUAUAGUGCCAUGUGGGGCUCUCAUUCGCCCACAGCGGCGCUCUAAAGCUCGCCAAAAGGUGGAUGCAAGGAGCAGAGUGUCGUGUGCUGCUGUGCUGCGACAGGUCUCGUCCUACCUAGAGCUGCCGCUGCUCUGCGAGAGGCCUUAUGCCACCUACACCUUGGCCAUCGUGCUUCUUAACAUCGGCUACUUUGUGCCAUAUUUCCACCUGGUGGCCCAUGGCCGCCAAGCUGGCUUUUCAGAGUACCAAGCUGCAUUUGUCAUGUCAGCUGCUGGUGCCACUGACAUUUUGGGCCGUGUAGUGUCAGGCUGGUUCUCUGACAUGGGGCACUUUCGGCUGAUUCAUUUACUGAGUUUUUGGGUCGCACUGGCGGGAGUGUUCAUCAUGCUGCUGCCCGUAAGCUCCUUGUCUGGUUCCUACGCUGCGCUGGUGCUGAUCAGCCUCCUCUAUGGCUUCAGCUCUGGGGCGCUGACCUCUCUGGCCUUCGCUGCGGUGCCCCUGAUUGUGGGUGUGGAGCGCAUGAUGGGGGCCCUCGGGCUGCUGCAGCUCCUCGAGAGUGCUACGGGACUGCUGGGGGCACCUCUGUCAG
This is a messenger RNA of Monopterus albus (swamp eel), 1170 nucleotides long. It is a transcript of the gene slc16a13, whose product is annotated as solute carrier family 16 member 13. The annotation marks the transcript as partial. Gene Ontology annotation, biological process: monocarboxylic acid transport; transmembrane transport. The transcript is spliced from 5 exons. Gene Ontology annotation, molecular function: monocarboxylic acid transmembrane transporter activity. The record is from RefSeq and is a predicted model, not a curated record. NCBI's taxonomy places the organism in Eukaryota, Metazoa, Chordata, Actinopteri, Synbranchiformes, Synbranchidae.